Brenthis ino (lesser marbled fritillary) is the source of this 633-nucleotide messenger RNA. NCBI's taxonomy places the organism in Eukaryota, Metazoa, Arthropoda, Insecta, Lepidoptera, Nymphalidae. The record is from the annotation of a GenBank genome assembly.
AUGCGCAAUGCCAUCGGUAGUGAAGAUUGGUAUAAAAGCUCUUCGCCGGCGCACAAAAAACAUAACACGAUAGUAAACAAACCAAUCAACAUGGCAGCAAAAUUCGUAGUCUUCUUCGGAAUGCUGGCGGUUGCUUCCGCAGUAGCUGCUCCCCUUGUCCCAAUCGCCAAGUUGGCGUACGCGGAGGCUGAAGCACCAGCACAGUACGAGUUCCAAUACUCCGUACACGAUGAGCAAAGCGGUGACAUCAAACAACAACAAGAGGCUCGCUCUGGAGACGAUGUGCAAGGCUCCUACUCGCUAGUGCAGCCCGAUGGAUUGCACCGCGUCGUGGACUACACCUCCGAUGAGGAGCACGGGUUCAACGCCGUUGUACGCUACGAGGGCACACCCCACGCCGCCCCCGCUCCCGCCAAGCUCACCUACGCCGCCCCCCUCACCAAGCUCGCCUACGGCUCUCCCGUUGCCAACCUCGCCUACGCAGGUCCCGCUGCCAGAUUGACUUAUGCCGCCCCAGUCACCAGGUUGACUUAUGCUGCACCUGCGGCAAAAUUAGCUUACCAAGCACCAAUUGCCUACCAAACAUCGCUCGGUCAAGUUUCCUUCUCCUCACCUGCCUACUCUUACAGUCAU